AUGGCCCAGCGGCUCCUCCAGGCCUAUGAUGACAUCGGCGACAGCACUCAGUGUCACUGCAAGACCUGCAUCACCACAGCAUUAGGCGGCCUCAUGGGUGCAAUAGCGUCUGCCUUACAGUGUCUGCUCAACCCGGUAGAUUCCCACCUGGAAGCAGGGGCCGGGCCUGGCUGGUACACAUGCAUGGCGGCUGCCGUCGGAGCUAUGCUAGGUCUCGCCACCUGUGUCGGUGUCCAGGUCCGCGAGAAGCCAGAUGACCCCAUGAACUACUUCAUUGGAGGCUGCGCCAGGGGCCUGACCCUGGGAGCAUGUGCUCACAGCUAUGGGACUGCAGUUGUUGGCUGCAUAUACAUGGACACCGCGGCAACCCUGUUCAAGAUUGGCAAACUGGAAAGCUGGCAAUUCUUUGCUACCCCCAAGGUGUGA
Messenger RNA from Peromyscus californicus insignis, 426 nucleotides. Its product is annotated as NADH dehydrogenase [ubiquinone] 1 alpha subcomplex subunit 11-like. Gene Ontology annotation, biological process: mitochondrial respiratory chain complex I assembly. The record is from RefSeq and is a predicted model, not a curated record. The coding region runs from base 1 to 426 and encodes 141 amino acids. NCBI's taxonomy places the organism in Eukaryota, Metazoa, Chordata, Mammalia, Rodentia, Cricetidae. The transcript is spliced from 2 exons.